GGCAGAGCUACGCAUCUCAGUCCAUCUCAUUCUCUCCAAGGCAGAUCUCCUGAGCAGUCUUCACUUCAAAAUGUCAUCACGCAUGUCUUAUUCCUCCUUUGGAGGUGCAGGUCAAGGUGGUGGCUAUGGUGGCUCGGUGCGAAAGUCUUAUAGUUCCAGCGUGUAUGGUGGUGCAGGUGGCUCAGGAGCAAAAAUCUCUGUUCCCUCCUAUGGCAGUAGAUCAGUUAGCAGUUAUAGCAUGGGAGGAGGUGGAGGUGGAAGUGGAGGUGGAGGUUUUACUUUUGGCUUGGGAGCGGCUGGAGGUGCAGGCGGAGGUGGAGGCUUCGGCGGAGGGGCUGGCAUGGACAUCCAUGUUGGGGCCAACGAGAAGGCCACCAUGCAGAACCUGAACGACCGUCUGGGCUCCUACCUGGAGAAGGUGCGCAACCUGGAGAAGGCCAACGCUGAGCUGGAGCUCAAGAUCCGUCAGUUCCUGGAGAGUAAGUCCUCCCCUGCUGCCCGUGACUACUCACGAUUUGAGGCCACCAUUGCUGACCUGCAAGGAAAGAUCCAGGAUGCUACUCGGAACAAUGGAGGCAUCUAUCUGUCUAUUGACAAUGCAAAACUGGCAGCAGAUGACUUCAGAACCAAGUAUGAGAAUGAGCUAGCAAUGCGUCAAUCAGUGGAGGCAGAUAUCGCCGGUCUAAAGAGACUGUUGGAUGAGCUGACACUGGCCAGAUCAGACCUGGAGAUGCAGAUAGAAGGCCUCAAGGAAGAGCUGAUUUACCUCAAAAAGAACCACGCGGAGGAAUUGGCAUCCAUGAGAACUCAGAUGAGUGGACAGAUCAACGUAGAGGUGGAUGCAAAAAAGCAGCCAGACCUGAGCAGCAUCAUGGCUGAAAUACGUGAACAGUAUGAGAGUGUGGCUAACAAGAACCAGAAAGAACUUGAAGCUUGGUUCCAAGCAAAGUCAGAGUCACUAAACAAGGAAGUGGCAGUCAGCACAGAAACUCUCCAAUCGUCAAAGUCAGAAAUCAACGAAAUCCGACGCACCCUGCAAGGCCUGGAGAUCGAGCUACAGUCCCAACUUAGCAUGAAAUCGUCCCUGGAAGGCACUUUAGCUGAGACAGAGUCACGGUAUUCCAUGCAGCUCCAAGGCCUCCAGAGGCAGGUGACAUCCCUGGAAGAACAACUGAUGCACCUGCGUUCUGACAUGGAACGCCAGGGCCAAGAAUACAAAAUGCUGCUCGACAUCAAGACAAGGCUGGAGAUGGAGAUCGCAGAAUACAAGAGGCUGUUGGACGGAGAGGGCAGUUUCGUACCUCAAGGGAAAUCCUCUAGCAAGGUGAUAGUGGUCACACAGGAACUGAGAGAUGGCAAGGUGGUUUCCUCCUCCACUUCCUAAUCUGUCUCAUGCAGCAAACGCAACACAAGGGGCAAACCUGAGGACCACAAGAACCAAUUAAUCCAAUACUUCCUUCACAUACACACGUGAAUGUAAUAAAAGGCUGCCAGUUUGCUGACUAC
Molecule: messenger RNA, 1506 nt
Organism: Etheostoma spectabile (orangethroat darter)
Lineage: Eukaryota; Metazoa; Chordata; Actinopteri; Perciformes; Percidae
Product: keratin, type I cytoskeletal 13
Exons: 7
Coding region: 71-1384 (437 amino acids)
Cellular component (GO): cytoskeleton
Molecular function (GO): structural molecule activity
Source: RefSeq, a predicted model, not a curated record